AUGGGCCCGAAACGCUUCUCCCGCGACCGAUUCCAGCAGCUGUCCGACAUGCCCAACCCGCACGACGCCUCCAUCGACAUCCCCCUGGCGCCCGUCCCCAGCCAGCCCGCCGAGUCCAGUCCCUACGAGAAGAAGCAUCUCUUCCACGGCCGCCGCGUUGUCGCCGCGCCCUCCAAGCACCUGCAGGCCCCCGAGGAUGGCAACCUCACCCAGAUGGGCCGCUUCUACAACCGCAUCCUCAACUUCUCCGUCGUCACCCGUUACUUCAUCUAUGUCCUCCCGCUCGCCCUGCUCAUCGCCAUCCCCAUCAUCAUCGGUGCCACCGCCGCCCAAAACGCCCGCAUUGGCGGCGUCAAGAUCGUCUGGUUCUUCACCUGGGUCGAGGUCGUCUGGCUCAGCCUGUGGGUGUCCAAGAUCGUCGCCCACUACGUUCCCUUUCUCUUCCAGUUCCUCUGCGGCAUCGUCAGCUCCGGCACCCGCAAGUACGCCCUCAUCCUGCGCAACCUCGAGAUUCCCUUUUCGCUCGUCGGCUGGGCCGUCACCUCCCUCGCUACCUUUAUCCCGUUGAUGACCCGCAACCCCGACAAUCUCAGGCGAGGAGACACCGGAAUCAAAAAAUGGCAGGAUGUCGUCAAGAACAUCCUCUUCGCCGCCUUCAUCGCCAGCCUCAUCCUCGCCGCCGAAAAGGUCCUCAUCCAGCUCAUCUCCAUCAGCUACCACCGCAAGCAGUUCGACCUCAGAAUCCAAGACUCCAAGCGCAACGUCCACCUCGUCGGCCUGCUCUACGAGGCCUCCCGCAAGAUGUUCCCCGAAUACUGCAAGGAAUUCGAGACCGAAGACUACAUCAUCAACGACUCCAUCGUCGGCGGCCUCGGAAAAAAGGGCAAGGCCCACAAGAGAACCGGCUCCGCCUCUCCAAUGCGCCUCAUCCAAAACGUCGGCCGCGUCGGAGACAAGAUCACCGCUGCCUUUGGCCAGGUUGCCCAUGAAAUCACCGGAAAACAGGUCUUCAACCCCACCUCCGCCCACUCCAUCGUCACCCUGGCCUUGGAGAAGCGCAAGUCGUCCGAGGCCCUUGCUAAACGUCUGUGGAUGUCCUUUGUCCUCUCCGGCCGCGAGGCCCUGUUCAUCGACGAUCUGUACGAGGUCUUUGGGCCCGACCACCACACCGAAGCCGAGGAAUGCUUUGCCAUCCUCGACAGAGACGACAACGGGGACGUCAGUCUCGAAGAGAUGAUCCUGACCAUCACCGAGUUCGGCAGAGACCGCCAGGCGAUUGCCAAAAGCAUGCACGAUGUCGACCAGGCCAUCCACGUUCUUGACAAUUUGCUCUGCACCGUUGUUUUCAUCUUGGUCAUCCUGGUCUUUGUGGCAUUUCUCAACAAGGGCUUCGGCACCACUCUUGCCGCCGGAGCCACUGCCCUCUUGUCCCUCUCAUUCGUCUUUGCCGUCACUGCCCAGGAGGUUUUGGGUUCUUGCAUAUUCCUCUUCGUCAAGCAUCCCUAUGACGUCGGAGACCGAGUCGAUAUCAACGGCAGUCAGUUGAUCGUGGAACGAAUCUCGCUCCUCUUCACCGUCUUCAAGAACAUCAGCGACUACAAGGUCACCCAAGUUCCAAACAUUGUGCUCAAUACCUGCUGGGUUGAGAAUAUCAGUCGCUCCAAGGCCAUGAAGGAACAGCUCACCCUGACCGUCGACUUUGGCACCACAUUCGAGGACGUUCAGCUGUUGAAGCAGGAGAUGCAGCAGUUUGUCCUCGAGAAAGAAAACUGCCGUGACUUCCAGCGCGAAGUCGACAUUGAAGUCACCGGCGUCGGCGAGAUGAACAAGAUGGAACUGCGCAUUGAGAUCCGGCACAAGUCGAACUGGUCCAACGAGACGGUCCGCGCGGCCCGCCGCUCCAAAUUCAUGUGCGCCCUGGUCCUGGCGGUCCGCAGAGUGCCCAUCUACGGCCCUGGAGGCGGCGACGCGGCGCUGGGAGAUUUCGCCAAACCGUCCUACUCGGUCUCGAUCUCUCACGAGCAAGCGCAAGCGAGCAAGGAGCAGUAUGCAGCCGACAAGGAGAGCAAACGCAUGGUCCCCGCCGGCGCGAUCAAGUCGCCCGGAUCAUCGGACCGGGCCAAGGCCACCGGGACCGAUCUCACCUCCCCCACGGGGCUCUCCUACCGUAGCCCGCCGGCGGGAAGCAGCGAGGCAACGUUCGCAGAGGCCCUGAACCAGCGCCCCGUCGCGCUGGACCGCACCCGCACCGACGACCUGCCAUCCGUCGACCUGAGCGAGAACAAGCCACUGAUCCGCGAGCCGUCGACAGGGGUCCGGUCCGCAAACCCGCUGGCGUCGGCGGUCUCUACCAACACGCCCGCGCAGGAUUCCACCGCCGCGGCCAGCACUACUCGCCCGGGAAUGAACUACUUUGACUUUGAGUCGGCAUACAACCCGCAGUCGCCGCCCGGCAGCCAGAACCCGUACCGGCCGCCGUACGCACAGACGCCGUCGAGCCAGACGCUGCACUCCAGCCAAACACCGGGGUUCCAGACGCAGUCGUCUUCGCCGGGGCAGACGGCGGAUGCGGCGCGACGGCCCGUGCCGCCACAGGGCGCGUACUCGUCAGGGCAGAAUCCGUAUCAGCAGGGCCCGUCGAGCCAGCGGUAUCCUCCGCAGUGA
This is a messenger RNA of Uncinocarpus reesii 1704, 2664 nucleotides long. RefSeq lists its product as uncharacterized. Gene Ontology annotation, biological process: calcium ion transmembrane transport; intracellular calcium ion homeostasis. Gene Ontology annotation, molecular function: calcium channel activity; calcium ion binding. Lineage: Eukaryota; Fungi; Ascomycota; Eurotiomycetes; Onygenales; Onygenaceae. The transcript has 4 exons. Bases 1 to 2664 code for a protein of 887 amino acids. The record is from RefSeq and is a predicted model, not a curated record. Gene Ontology annotation, cellular component: membrane.